ACAUCCAAUUCAUUUUUGUCGCUGUUGAUGUUGUCUGGUUUAAGUGACGGAUUUCCCGAGCUCCAACAGCGAAUAAUGAGCAUCAAAGAUGCCGAAUAAAGGGAACAUAUGGAACAUGCUCGGACCAAACGAGGAGAAGAUUAAAAGCUGAGAACUGUGAGAAGCAACGUUCCUCCUUCAACUUAUAUAUUAUGUGUAAGUGAGAUUUGUCGUCUUCUUGUUGUAAGCAACGGAACAUUUGGUGUUUAAAUUCCAGGAUGACCUCAACAGAUUACAUGCAUGGUGAAAACGGCUUCGUCAGCUUUAAAUUGUACGCUUCAGCAUCUUUGACGCUUUCUAUACCUAUUUUUUAAACUCCAACCGAUCAUGUCUUCGCCAUUUGGCUACCAAACCUUUUGCUCACUUCAGCUCUAAAAAGAAAUCGGAAAAUAGCAAUAUAUAUACAGAAGUCGGAGGAGAUCAGUUCCCUGAAAUUUAAGUCAGUGCUUUUAGAAAGGCCUGUAAUUGUUGAAAAUGGAGCUAGCAAAACCAAUAGAAGACCAAUUCUCCAAGCUGCAUCCAUGCCUUCCUGUAAACACAAGCAUUGGGAUUCUUGGAGCUGGUCCUAGUGGCAUAUCUGCUGCUUUUGCGUUAAUCAAGCUUGGUUAUAAUAAUAUAACCUUAUUGGAGAAGCAUCAUACAGUAGGUGGAAUGUGUGAAUCUGUUGACAUACAAGGAAAAGUGUAUGAUUUAGGUGGCCAAGUUCUUGCUGCAAACAGUGCACCAGUCAUAUUUCACUUGGCCAAAGAGAUUGGUGCUGAAUUGGAAGAAAUGGACUCCCAUAAGCUCGCCGUCAUUGACAGUUCUGCGGGGAAGUAUCAGGAUAUUAAAGUCGCCAAUGAUUAUGUCUCUAUGAUCGCCCUCACGUUAGAACUUCAGGAUAAGGCUAAGGCUUCAAGUCGAAUUGGUGUUCAUGCCGUCAGUGACUUGGCUGCAGAUUUGACACCAACCUAUCUUGAGGCUCAUGGAUUUAAAUCUGUUCCAAAGUCUGUAUUUUAUGGAUACACUGCUUCUGGUUAUGGAUAUGUUCAAGACAUGCCUUAUGCUUACAUUCAUGAGUUCACCAGAACUUCAAUGGCCGGGAAAAUACGACGUUUUAAAGGUGGAUACACAAGUUUUUGGGAGAAGAUCGGUAAAAAUCUUCCGGUUAAAGUCCUUUGUAACACUGAAGUUUUGGCAAUAAGGCAUAAUGAUAAUGCUGAUGGUGUUAGCAUUAAUGUGAAAAACAUUAAAGGAGAAUCCGAAGUUAUGGAGUUCGAUAAGAUUAUCAUCUCGGGUGCCUUCCCUUUCAAAAAUGGGAAAACAUAUAGAUCUCCUGCUUCAAAUCAUACAGAACAUGAAACUCAAGCAAUGGAUUUGAAUGAUCUUGAAAAGGAGCUCUUCAGUAAAGUAAUGACAAUCGACUACUACACAACGGUCUUGAAAAUUAAAGGGCUAGAAGAUAUGCCUGUUGGUUUUUAUUACUUUGGUGAACACAUGGACGAUCCUGCAUCAAUCGGACAUCCUGUUGCAAUGCAGAGAUUCUAUGCUGAUUCCGAUAUUUUCUUGUUCUGGUCAUAUGGUAACUCCCUGGAUAUUCAAGGAUCAACUGUCUGCGAGCUUGCAAUAAAAGCAGUUGAACCCAUGGGAGGACAAGUCGAGCAAGUGGUUUUACAACGGCGAUUCAAGUAUUUCCCUCAUGUUUCUUGUCAAGAUAUGAAGAAUGGCUUUUAUGAGCGCUUUGAAUCUGAACUUCAAGGAAAGAGGAAUACUUACUACGUUGGCGGUCUUAUGGCAUUUGAGCUUACAGAGAGGAAUUCUUCAUAUGCAAUGGCCCUAAUCUGCAAGCACUUUGCAAACAACAAAUCUACACCGGUGUUUCCAUAUGUUAAGAGUUUAUUUCCAUUUCAAUCAUACAAUGGGAAUAAGAAUCUCAAGCAAUUAGGUGAACUCCCUGGAGUUGAAUUCCCUGAUCUUUGUACACUUGAUGGCUAUUUGAAGCGUUGGGGAACUCAUGAAGUCACUCAAAGCAAAACGCUUUAUACCUGGAUUAAUGAAGAAGGGGCAGCAGUAGGCCAAAGGACUUAUGCCGAACUUCAUGCUAAUGCUUCUUUCAUCGCUCAAAAGAUCUUAACAAGCAAAAAGCCGGUCAUCAGACCUGGUGAUAGGGUUCUCUUGGUCUAUGUUCCAGGUCUGGACUUCGUUGAUGCAUUUUUUGGAUGUUUAAGAGCAAAGGUGUUGCCGGUUCCAGUUCUUCCUCCAGAUCCUCUGCAAAGAGGCGGACAAGCACUUCUGAAGAUUGAAAAUAUAUCUAAAUCAUGUGGUGCAGUGGCGAUACUAUCAACUAUUGUCUAUCACUCAGCUGUUCGUGCAGGUUUGGUGAAGCAAAUGAUCUCACUGACUGGGAAAAAGGGAAAAUCUUCAGCUAACUGGCCUAACCUUACUUGGUUGCACACCGAUUCAUGGAUCAAGAACUUCAAGAAAGUAAUUCCAGAUGCCACGGUUGAUCCGUCUGAACCUCACCCUGAUGAUCUAUGCUUUUUGCAGUUCACAUCUGGGUCCACUGGUGAUGCUAAAGGAGUCAUGAUCACUCAUGGUGGGCUCAUCCAUAAUGUGAAGUUGAUGCGAAAGAGAUACAAGAGCACCUCCAAGACAGUUUUAAUCAGUUGGCUUCCUCAGUACCAUGACAUGGGGCUAAUUGGGGGACUUUUUACUGCAAUGGUUAGUGGUGGGUCGGCGGUACUGUUUUCCCCAAUGACAUUCAUCAGAAAUCCCCUUUUGUGGCUUCAAACCAUGAGCAAGUACAAGGCUACUCACAGUGCUGGACCUAAUUUCGCAUUCGAACUGGUGGUUCGAAGACUGGAGUCUGACAAGGAUAAGGCUUGGAACUAUGACCUUUCUUCCCUUAUUUUCCUAAUGGUUGCUGCUGAACCAGUAAGGCAAAGAACUCUGAAGAGAUUCAUUGAGCUCACUUAUCCAUUUGGCCUUUCACAAGAGGUGAUGGCACCUGGUUAUGGCUUGGCUGAAAACUGUGUGUUUGUAAGCUGUGCAUUCGGUGAAGGGAAUCCCAUCUUGGUUGACUGGCAGGGAAGAGUUUGCUGUGGUUAUACUGAUCUAGACAAUCAAGAUAUUGACAUCAGAAUAGUUGAACCAGAGACUGGUGUAGAGCUUGAAGAAGGUGGAAAAGAAGGAGAGAUUUGGAUCAGUAGUCCAAGUUCUGGCAUUGGGUAUUGGGGUAGAGAAGAACAUAGCCAUCAAACUUUCAGAAACGAGCUUAAGAAUCACUCCGGAAGAAAAUACACAAGAACUGGCGACUUGGGACGGAUCGUUGAUGGGAAAUUGUUCAUCACUGGAAGAAUCAAGGAUCUGAUAAUUGUAUCAGGAAGGAAUAUAUACUCAGCUGAUGUAGAAAAGACAGUUGAAAGCUCAGCCGAAGUUAUACGACCUGGCUGUUGUGCUGUCAUUGGUGUUCCAGAGGAUGUACUGUCAGAAAAAGGAAUUCCAGUUCCAGAUGGUGCUGACCAUGUUGGCCUCGUUGUAAUUGCAGAAGUUAGAGAUGGAAAGCCAGUGAAAAAGGAAGUUAUUGAACAGAUUAAAACCCGAGUUGCAGAAGAACAUGGCGUCAGCGUUGCUGCCAUCAAACUGAUCAAGCCCAAAACUAUCAGCAAAACAACAUCAGGAAAAAUCAAGAGAUUUGAGUGCCUCAAACAAUUCAGUGAGGGAACCUUGAACAUAGUCCCGGAACCAAUCUUUUCAAAGAGAACUUUGGUUCGGUCAUUCACUACUGGGACUUGUGCAGAAGGAAGAACACCCCGUCAGCUUCAGAGUUCUCCUGUACCUAGUACAAGACUGAGAAACAAGGACAUUGUGGAGUUUCUGAAAGGCCUGGUCUCUGAGCUAACCGGGAUUCCCACCAACAAUAUUUCUGCUGUGGAGAGCCUUGUCUCGUAUGGAAUCGAUUCAAUCGGAGUUGUCAGAGCAUCUCAGAAGCUUUCAGAUUUUCUAGGCGUGCCAAUUGGAGCAGUAGAUAUCUUCACCGCAACCUGCAUUGCAGACUUGGCCAACUUCUCAGAGAAUCUCUUAGUAAAAUCUAAACCUGAUCUUACAACGGCUUCUUCAUUUCAUGCUGAACCUGAUCUUGGUUCAGAGGAGCCUUUGGUGGAAGUAUCCAUACAUCGCCAAGUAGGCAUCUGGUUUUUACAAUUUGUGGCUCUUACCUUCGUGUCCAUAUUGUUGAGUCUGCCUGCGUAUUUAUCAGUUUCUGCGUUCACAUCUUUCACCUUAACAGUCCAUGCAACUAUAGAUGGAAACCAGUGGCUGGCUUGCUUGAUAUAUUUGGCCUUUGCACCACUUGUUUGGAUCCUCUGCAUAGCUUUAACUUGCAUGAGUAUUUCUUUUCUUGGAAAUCCUUUCCUGAGACCGAACAAUGCCCUUAUCCAUGACGUUUCCAUCUGGUCAGUUGAUUUUGUUAAGUGGUGGGCACUUUACAAAGCCCAACAAAUAGCCUCGAAAGUUCUUGCACAGCAUCUGAGAGGAACAGUGUUCUUAAAUUAUUGGUUUGAGAUGCUUGGAGCAAGAAUCGGGCCAUUGGUUACACUAGAUACCAUAGACAUUACGGAUCCAUCUUUAGUUUCGAUUGGAGAUGGAGCUGUGGUUUCAGAAGGGGCAUUAAUUCAAAGUCAUGAGGUAAAGAAUGGGAUACUAAGUUUCCAGUCCAUUAGAAUUGGCAAGAAUUCAACAAUUGGACCAUAUGCAGUGAUCCAAAAGGGAAGUGUAUUGGCAGAAGAAGCUGAAGUACUGCCAUUACAGAGGAUUGAUGGAGGCACUUCAGUAAAUAGAUCAGCCAAGGCUAACAGUGUCCAAAAAAGUACAGUGUUGUCAAAUGCUACUCCAAAUAAGAACAUGUCUCAGUUCAUGGGCAUCUACUUGGUUGGUUUCCUCAGCAGUUUCUCUGCAGCUAUUCUCUACUUCCUAUACAUUUGGCUCUCUGAGAAACCUCAUUCUCUUCAACACUUUGCAUUUGCAUGCAUAUCCGGAGCCUUACAUUGGAUUCCUUUCACAGUUAUUGCAUAUGCUUCCAUGUUUGCUUGCAUCACUGUGAAUCCAGCAAGUUUUGCCGUCUCAGUUGCCAUUGCUUACCUUGCUCAUGGCUUGAUACUCAGUUUCCUUACAGGCACUUUGACUCGUAUUCUUACUGAGAGACAACAGUCAAAGCAAUCUUAUGUCAAGAUAUUCAUCAGACACCGAAUUACCAUUGCUUGCCACCUUAGAUUUGCUCAUCUUCUCUCUGGAACAGAAACUUUUUGCAUGUAUUUACGGCUUUUGGGUGCAAAAGUUGGCCGACAUUGUUCAAUCAGAGCUAUCAACCCAAUUUCAGAUCCAGAGCUAGUAGAAAUUGGCGCCGGCGUUCAUCUCGGUGACUUCAGCAGAAUCAUUACAGGAUUUUAUACCCGUGGGGGUUUAAUUCGUGGGAAAGUUGAGGUUCAAGAUAACUCAGUUGUUGGGAGUCAAAGCCUGGUCCUUCCAGGGUCCAGGGUUGAAAAUGAUGUCAUUCUUGGUGCACUUUCAGUGGCUCCUGAAAACUCACUUCUCCAAACGGGUGGUGUUUAUGUUGGAUCCCAGACUCCAAUCAUGGUCAAGAACACUAAUCAUGCUUUAGAUGAUCGAAUCGAAGAAAUGGACAUGAAAUACAAGAAAAUAGUCGGAAACCUUGCGGCAAGUCUAGCUGUUACCACUUUGAAGGUUAAAUCAAGAUAUUUUCAUCGAAUUGGUGUUGCAGGGAAUGGCUACUUGAAAAUAUACGACAAGAUUGAAGGGUUUCCGGAUCACAAUAUUUUCCACCCUGGAAAGUCCUACCGUGUCGUAGUUCGACAUAGCAACAGCCUGAGUGCUGAUGAUGAUGCAAGGAUUGAUGCUCGAGGUGCUGCUAUAAGAAUACAUUUAGAUGAGAACAAUGAUGCCAACACUUCAGUCCUUGACUUAACACUGAAAACGGGUAAGGCAUUCUAUGCUCGCACCAUUGCUGAUUUCGCAACAUGGCUUGUGUGUGGACUUCCUGCAAGAGAAGAGCAUGUGAAGCGAGUCCCGCAUAUACGAGACGCGGUGUGGACGUCCCUUCGCCAUGCUAACUCGUAUGCAGAGCUGCAUUACUACUCGAACUUUGUUCGACUUCUUCGGUUCUCAGAUGGGGAAGAAAGGUACGUGAAAUUCAAGUUGAGACCGUAUGACGGAAGUAUCAGUGAGGAGUCCGGGAAGGUUGAACCCAAAGGGAUUCUCCCACCAGAAACAGGUGCAAUUCCAAGGGAUGAAAACGACACCCGCCCCUUGCUUUUCCUUGCUCAAGAUUUCCAACGACGGGUGAACUCCGGUGGUGUUCGAUACAUCUUCCAACUGCAAGUCCGGCCUGUUCCGUCGGACGAAGCCGCACGCGACGUUGCACUCGACUGCACUAAACCAUGGGAUGAGACUGAGUUUCCAUACAUCGAUGUAGGCGAGAUUAAUCUUGAACGAAAUCUCACCGCUAAAGAAGCUGAAGCACUUGAGUUUAAUCCUUUCCGUAGAUGCCAUGUGAUCGAUGUUAUCCGAGCUUCCAUGUCCUCUCAGAGUGCUUCUAUUGAUCAUGGGCGGUCCCUCAUCUACGAGAUUUGCCAGCGUUUGCGAAACAAGGAACCACUUCCCGAGGCAUGGAGGAUCUUCCUAGAGCAAUCUGAUGUAAAAGUAGACCUUUCAGGUUGUCCAAUGGCAGCAGCAUUGGAUAAAAAAGACGCGAGGAAAGUGACCCUAGAAAGAAAGUUGUACCAAACCUCAUGGUCAAUUUUCGUUCAACCAUUAUUGCAGACUGUGCUUCCUUAUUCCCUCCUGGGAUUAGCAAUCUUUGCACCAUUAACUUGUGUUCUUCUCAUGAAGGAAUCAGAGAAAUUCCCACUCCAUUGGUUGCUUCCUUUGCUUUGGGUUUCUUCAGGAAUUGUAGCAGCAAUAACAUGUGCAGUGGCAAAAUGGGUCCUCGUAGGAAAGAAGAAUGAAGGUGAAACAGUACAGAUAUGGAGUAAAAGGGUGUUCAUGGACACCAUCUGGCAAGCUUUUAGAACACUUGUUGGGGACUAUUUCAUGGAAAUGAGCAGUGGGUCCAUUAUAUUCCUGGUGUGGAUGAAAUUAAUGGGCUCAGAUAUUGAAGUAGACCAGGGAAUGUACGUAGAUAGCAUGGGAGCAUUAUUAAACCCUGAAAUGGUGGAUAUGGAGAAAGGAGGAUGUGUAGGAAGAGAUGCAUUGCUAUUUGGACACAUAUAUGAAGGUGAAGGUGGGAAAGUGAAGUUUGGGAAGAUCAGAAUUGGGGAAGGAGGGUAUAUAGGAAGUAGAGCAGUGGCGAUGCCAGGGGUAAGAGUGGAGAGUGGAGGAAAUCUCACAGCUCUCACCCUUGCCAUGAAAGAAGAGAUUGUUAAGUAAGGUGAAGGAGUUAUUCAUCCUUCGGCUCACACUACAUUUUUGUGAGCAUUUAUAAUUAUGUUAUGCAAGCUUUGCUACCAGCUCUAUAGAAACUUACGUAGGAAUACAAUUUACAUGUAGGUUAAAAAUAUACACAAAUAAGCAACAUAAACACAAAAGCAGAGCUUCAUACGAAUUGUUUAUGCAGUAGAUUUGCUGUCACCUUCUGAUAUUGAAUAAGUAUUUCAGUUCAAAA
Molecule: messenger RNA, 7696 nt
Organism: Gossypium arboreum
Lineage: Eukaryota; Viridiplantae; Streptophyta; Magnoliopsida; Malvales; Malvaceae
Exons: 8
Coding region: 514-7461 (2315 amino acids)
Biological process (GO): lipid biosynthetic process; response to oxidative stress
Molecular function (GO): heme binding; catalase activity
Source: RefSeq, a predicted model, not a curated record